GGGGCAAUGGAGGCAUCGGAACUUGGAAUCUGCGGCUGUUGGCGUGCAAAUUUCCUUCUUUUUUUCUCUUUAAUUUAGCCGGUUCUCUUCUUGGUUGAAGUGAUUUCGUACGUUGUUGGUGGAUCAGUGGGAAUUUUCUUCUGCCCUUUUUGAUCGGUUGUUUCAAGAUCUGUGUUUUUUUUUGGUACAAGGCUGCAGGAAAUCAGGAUGGGAGUUCUAGAGGGAGCAAUUAUUUGCCGCCCUGAUAUUCGGGCACAUUACACUGGACUUUCUGCUUCCCUUGUUACUAACAACACUACAAAGGCUAUCCGUCCUCAAAGCAGAAUAUGGGGGUUCAAAACUAGAUGCAAAAGCAUCAUUCAGUUCAGUGGCUUAUCUCUGCAACCUUGUAGUAAGAGACAAUGGCGUGUCCAUUGUAGUUUCAGUUCCUCUUCUGACGGUAACGGAAGCAUGGCUGGCAAUUUUAGUGCAAACGACGAGGAGUAUGUAAACUCCAGUGUAAUGGAAGCUGUUCAGGUCAGAAGUGGAUUGGAUGGUUUCAUGAUAAAGAUGCGUGAUGGUAGAUAUUUACGAUGUGUUCAUAAUAAUCCUCAAGGAGGGCAUCUGCCAGACUAUGCACCUCACCCUGCUAUUGUGUUGAAGAUGGAAGAUGGAAGUGAUCUCUUGCUUCCUAUUAUUGUCUUGGAGAUGCCAAGUGUGUUGCUGAUGGCUGCAAUUCGCAAUGUUCGAAUUGCUAGACCAACCAUUUAUCAAGUUGUCAAAGAUAUGAUUGAAAAGAUGGGAUAUGCGGUUCAACUUGUUAGGGUCACCAAGAGAGUGAAUGAGGCUUACUUUGCUCAACUGUACCUUUCAAAGGUAGGGAAUGAAAAAGACACUAUUAGUUUGGAUCUUCGACCUUCAGAUGCUAUCAAUAUGGCUGUUCGAUGCAAGGUUCCCAUACAAGUCAACAGAAAUCUUGUAUACAGUGAUGCAAUGAGAGUGGUUGAGCCAAGCAAGUCAACCAUGCAGGCUCCUCAAUCAGAUGGAAUGCUGUUCAUGGAACUUGAUAGGCCUGAUGGUCAGCCUUGCUUGGAGGCUGAAGAGUUCGGUUUGAUCCGAAACAUGCUGAUUGCUGCUGUUGAGGAACGAUACAGAGAUGCUGCUCAGUGGAGAGACCAGCUUCAUCAGCUCAGAUCCAAGAGAAAGAACUGGACAUGACAGUUACGGGGAUGUAGAUAAAUAUGGCGCCAACAUGCCUCACACAUGUGAUUGUAUAAAUAUAAAUAUAUAAAAAUAUAUAUAUAUAUGACCACUAAUCUUGUUAAUAUGACUAUCGUUGUAAUACCAUGUUUGUGACGUUUGCCAGUACAUACCGGUGUCAGACAAUGGAUCUUAUUUAAGUGUAUCAGUGGCUCGGGAUCCAUCUCUUUCCGAUUGUUAA
Messenger RNA from Musa acuminata AAA Group (dessert banana), 1420 nucleotides. RefSeq names its product bifunctional nuclease 2. The record is from RefSeq and is a predicted model, not a curated record. Gene Ontology annotation, molecular function: nuclease activity. The coding region runs from base 208 to 1197 and encodes 329 amino acids. Gene Ontology annotation, biological process: protein ubiquitination. The transcript has 11 exons. Lineage: Eukaryota; Viridiplantae; Streptophyta; Magnoliopsida; Zingiberales; Musaceae. Gene Ontology annotation, cellular component: nucleus; VCB complex.